GUGUAGGAAGGGGCGGGCACAGAAAGUUCACGUGAUUAAUGGCCGACCGCGGUUUAGCACGACUGAGAGAGAAAGGCCGCGACCGGAACCGGAAGCGGAGACGAACGGCUUGAAGAACGGUGUAGGCAGCAGAGUCGUGGCCGUACGGGGUUCUCCCACCCCCCCACUAAACAUCACAAUGGCAACUGAGAUUGGUUCUCCCCCGCGUUUCUUCCACAUGCCACGCUUCCAACACCAGGCUCCUCGUCAGCUUUUCUAUAAACGUCCUGAUUAUGCACAACAGCAGGCCAUGCAGCAGCUUACCUUUGAUGGCAAACGUAUGCGAAAGGCUGUGAAUAGAAAGACUAUAGACUACAACCCAUCUGUUAUCAAAUAUUUGGAGAACAGAGUAUGGCAGAGAGAUCAGAGAGACAUGAGAGCCAUCCAGCCAGAUGCUGGUUACUAUAAUGAUCUGGUUCCUCCUAUUGGGAUGAUUAACAAUCCACUGAAUGCGGUCACUACAAAGUUUGUGCGAACCUCCACCAACAAAGUGAAAUGCCCUGUCUUUGUAGUUCGAUGGACUCCUGAGGGUCGCCGCUUAGUUACUGGAGCCUCAAGCGGAGAGUUCACUUUAUGGAAUGGGCUGACAUUUAAUUUUGAGACCAUUUUACAGGCUCAUGACAGCCCAGUCCGAGCUAUGACCUGGUCACACAAUGACAUGUGGAUGCUGACUGCUGACCACAGUGGAUAUGUGAAGUACUGGCAGUCUAACAUGAACAACGUCAAGAUGUUCCAGGCACAUAAGGAGGCGAUUAGAGAAGCCAGUUUCUCCCCUACGGAUAAUAAAUUUGCUACCUGUUCAGAUGACGGCACAGUUAGGAUUUGGGACUUUCUUCGAUGCCAUGAGGAGAGAAUAUUGCGAGGGCAUGGAGCUGAUGUGAAAUGUGUUGACUGGCAUCCAACCAAAGGACUUCUGGUGUCUGGAAGUAAAGAUAGCCAACAGCCUAUAAAAUUUUGGGAUCCCAAGAAUGGACAGAGUCUUGCAACACUACACGCUCACAAGAAUACUGUAAUGGAGGUUAAGUGGAAUUUGAAUGGAAAUUGGUUACUUACAGCAUCGCGUGAUCAUCUUUGCAAACUGUUUGAUAUCCGCAACCUUCGUGAGGAGCUGCAAGUUUUCAGAGGCCACAAAAAAGAAGCUACAGCUGUGGCUUGGCAUCCAGUACAUGAAGGUCUUUUUGCCAGUGGUGGCUCUGAUGGUUCUCUUUUAUUCUGGCAUGUUGGAAUAGAGAAAGAAGUGGGUGGUAUGGAGAUAGCUCAUGAAGGAAUGAUAUGGAGUCUUGCUUGGCAUCCUCUUGGACAUAUUCUGUGCUCUGGAUCCAAUGAUCACACCAGCAAAUUCUGGACUAGAAAUCGUCCUGGGGACAAAAUGAGAGACCGCUACAAUCUGAACCUUCUCCCUGGAAUGUCAGAGGAUGGGGUGGAAUAUGACGAUAUUGAGCCAAACAAUCUUGCAGUAAUUCCGGGAAUGGGUAUUCCAGAACAACUGAAAAUAGCAAUGGAACAAGAACAAAUGGGAAAAGAAGAGGCAAGUGCUGUGGAGAUGACCAUCCCUGGUUUGGACUGGGGAAUGGAUGAGCUGAUGCAGAAAGACCAGAAGAAAGUUCCACAAAAGAAGGUUCCAUAUGCAAAGCCCAUCCCUGCUCAGUUUCAACAAGCAUGGUUGCAGAAUAAAGUACCACUUAUGCCAUCUUCAGAAGCAGCUCCUGAACGGAAAGAAGAGGUGAAACCUGAUGAGAAGAAAAAGAAUCAGUCUGAGAUUGAGCAGGAAAUGGCAGCACUACAGUAUACUAACCCCCAGCUGCUGGAACAAUUGAAAAUUGAAAGAAUAGCCCAGAAGCAGGCAGAGGCUCCAGGGCAGACACAGGGACUUGCUUCUCCUUUGGGUGUACCUCCUCCAAUGCCUUCUGCUUUUCCACCUGGCCCACAGACUCAACCUCCAAUGAGUUUUCAGCAAUCUCUUCCACCCCAGCAGAUGACAAUGAGCAUGCCACCUGGCCCUCAAGGACAAUUUAGACCACAAGGGCCUCCUCUAUCUGCAGGUCCACAGGGUUUCAUGGGUCCUGGACCACAGAAUAUACGACCUCAAGAAAUGCAUCCUGGAAUGCCCAGACUUCCUGUUUCUCAUGGACCAAUGGGACCCCAGGGUCCUCAAGCUGCUUCCGGGCCACCAGGUCAUUUGGGUCCUCAAGUGACACAAGGUCCUCUAGGAGUACAGGCUCCACAUCAUGGCAUGCAAGGAGCACCUGGUCCUCAGGGGCCACCUAUGGGUGUGGCUCCUAGAGGAGCCCAAGGCCCUCAUGGACUGCGCGAUAAUCAGGGGCCUAAUCAAGGUAUGCUUAUGGGACAUCCAGCACAAGACUUAAGAGGUCCAUCUGGACCAUUAAUUGGACAUGGACCAAUGGAAAUGAGAGGCCCUACAGAUAUGCGUGGACCUCAAGAUAUGAGAGGACCUCCUGAAGUACAUGCACCUCGCCUAUCUGACAUGAGAGGUCCUCCUCAGGAUAUGAGAGUUGCUCCAGAUAUGCAUGGACCCCAGGAUAUCAGAGGUCCCCCAGACUUGCGAGGACCACCAGAUAUGCGUGGCUCUCAGGAAAUGAGGGGGCCACCAGACAUGCGAGGCCCUCAGGACAUGAGAGGGCCACCUGAUAUGCGUAAUUCUAUUGAUAUGCGAGGUCCAUAUGACAUUCGUGGCCCCCCAGAUAUGCGGGGCCCUCCAGACAUGCAUGGACCCCAGGAUAUUCAAGCUCCCCCUGAUGUGCGCGGUCCUCCGGAUAUGCGUGGUCCUCCAGAAAUGCGGGGACCACCUGAUAUGCGUGGCCCUCAGGAUAUGCGUGGUCCCCCUGAUAUGCGUGGUCCCCCAGAAAUGCGAGUACCUCAGGAUAUGCGAGGUCCACCUGAUAUGCGCGGCCCUCCUGAAAUGCGUGGACCCCAGGAUAUGAGAGGCGCUCCACAAGAUAUGAGGGGAGGUCCUGAAAUGCGUGGCCCACAAGAUAUGAGGGGUGGUCCUGAAAUGCGUGGUCCACAGGAUAUGAGGGGAGGUCCUGAAAUGCGUGGUCCCGAUGUGCGUGGCCCACAGGAUCUGAGAGGUGGUCAUGAUAUGAGGGGCCCUUCUGAUAUGCGAGGACCUCAUGAUAUGAGAGGGCCACCAGAAAUGCGUGGUCAGCAGGAUAUGAGGGCUCCACCAGAGAUGAGAGGACCUCAGGAUAUGAGGAGAUCAAGUGAAAUUAGAGGAUCUCAUGACUUGCGCGGUCCCCAACAUAUGAGAGGUACACCGGACUCAAGGGGAUCGUCUGAUAUGCAUGUAUCUCAAGACAUACGAAGUCCUCAAGAUAUGAGGGGUCCUCAGGAUUUGCGUAAUCUUCAAGAGGUUAGAGGACCUCCAGAUAUGGGUGGCCCUCAUGAAAUUAGAGGUCCUCAAAGCAGAGGGACAAAUUUAGGACUACCUCAAGAUGCUCGUGGACAAUCAGUGCCCCAAGGACAGCCAGGAAGUUCCCAACAGAACCCACCGAGGGCUUCCCACCCCCCAUCACAGAAAGCCUCUUUAUUGGGAGAUGGUCCUAGGCCUUUCAACCAGGGUGGCAAAAGCCAAGCUCCACCUCCUCUGUUACCUGGCCUAGGACCACAGGGUCGUGCACCUCCACAUGGACAAGGACCAAGUUCUAAUAAAGGUGAUGUACGUGGCCCUACAAACCACCAGCCUGAACGACGACGUGAGCCAAGUCCUUUCCGAAGUGGCCAAGAGUGGAUGGACUCCAGAGACAGUAGAGCACCUUCGGACAGACGAGGUACAGCCCCUGAGGUACACGAGAAAUCUGAUGAAUACUUCACAGAUGAUCGAUUUGGACCACGUGCACAUGAGUUUGAUGGGAGAGGUGGAAGUUCUGCAUUACCAGAUGACAAAUGGAGGCGAGGAGGUUCUAGCCCACAAUAUCCCCCCAAUCAAAGAGAUUACCCUGAUCGAGAAAGAGAUUCAACCCGAUGGGAGGGGAGGAGGCACUCGGAUGACCAGUAUCCCAGAGAAGACGAUGUGAGGUUUCGUGGACAAAGAGAUGAAAGUUUCCGCAGGUCUGGUCCUUCGAGACAUGAGGGUCGUGGCUCUAGAGGAAGGGAAGAAUUCUUUAAUUCAGAUGAAUUUGGUCCUGAUGACAACUAUGAUAUGAAGGAUGAACCUGGUAGAGGGCGGGAUUCUGUUAGAGGUCGCGGUCGAGGUUCUCAGAGAGAAGCAAGAAAAGGACUUCUACCCACCCCAGAUCGGUUUCCGGUUUCAGAUCGGGGGCCUAAUACCCAGUCUCGAGAGCAAAGCAGAGAUGAGGGUCCAGAUCACUUUCAGGACAGUCCUCAGCAGGACAUUCCAACCCCAGAAAGUCACUCUCCAGCCAGCAGGGAGCGUUCAUCUUCUUUACAAGGCAUGGACAUGGCUUCUCUACCACCACGCAAAAGACCUUGGCAUGAUGGGCCUGGAACCCCUGAUCCUAGAGAUAUGGAUGCGAUGGGAGGCCCAGGAGACGACCCUGGGAAAGCCCGUGAAAUGUCUGGACCUCCACCACGGUCACAAAGACUAAGCCGUUCCAGCUCCCAAGAACAUGAGGAGAGUUCCACAAGGGGUUCUCGGGGAAAUUGGGGCCGAGGAGGAUCUGGAUCUAACAGCAGUAUAAGCUCUAGUCAGUGGAGAGGAGGCUCUCGGGGGAGUGGAAGUAGCAGCGGAGGUGGGAGGAGUCGAUAAAGAGUCCAUAUUGGACCAAACAUAACAGGACUUUUAAGGAUGGCAGUGACAUCCGUGCUGAAGAGGAUUGUGCUUGUGACUAUAACUAUAUUCAUUGCUGGAACACUGGAAACAACAUAGAACUCCAGGGAAAGAAGCAAUCAACCAUAUUUGUUUUUCUUGUUUUUGUUUUAAGUCCUUUUCCAUCAGUGCUAAGGUCCUCGCAGCUGUCACUUCCUGCCCUUUCUUCCUUCAAAAACUGGGAGAAAAAAAAAAAAACUGCAAAAGUUUGUACAGUUUGUCAGUUAAAUAGAUGUUACGUUUUGUUUUGUAAGAAAUGCAGAAUGUAAAAGUUCUCAACAAAUAAUGGAAACAUUCUUCUUGUUUUACUUCCUUUUUGUUAAACAAUAUCUUGUUAAUAUGUAUGUUAAAGUAUCUUUUGAUUAUGAUGCUCCCCUAAGCGAAUUGUAGGCAUGAGGUGAUAGUCGCCCUUUUUGGCCACUGUGUGUGGGGGGACAAUUGAUCAGACACAUUAGUAGACUUGUCUUUCAUCCCCCAAUUGUACACUACAGGACACAGACGGAGUAUGUAUAGGCUGGUACCUUCAGGUGAUUGAUAUCGCACUACCCCACUCAAUGAGUCCUCAGUUUUUUGCUAAGCUUAUGGACCACUUCUCCCGGAGAAAUUAUUCUUAACCUUACUAGUUUAUUUUUUCUUCGGAUUCUUCAAUCAACUCUUUAGUCUUCUAGUGCAACCUCUGUAAAAAACAUUGAGAACAGUCCCUGUGCCCCCAUGCUGUGGAGACAGCCUGUAAUGUUGCUUCAAGUACUGCAUCCUGCAGGGGCGCACACAUUGGCACUUUGUGCAAUGCUUUAGCUGCAGGGUGCUAGACAAGUCCAGAAUUAUAGUCCAUCCCUAUGAAACCCAGACCCUGAAUACCUAAGACAGUGCAGCCUUCGUGGCCUGGCUGCAAACAGGCAGCGGCACGGGGGUUGGAAACCUUCAUCUAGAUAAUCAUCUUGUGAAGGACUACUUCUCUCCCUGCCAGUUAUCUGGAAACAUCCACACAACAAUUAAGAUUCUUCAAGUUUUUGGUUUGGUGAUCAACUUCCAAAAGUCUGCUCUCAACCUUCACUUUACUUGGCAUACUUAAGUUUAAUCCUGGACACAUCCCAAGCAAAAGUUUUCCUUCCAGAGUAGAAUCUACUCUCUCACAACUAAUGCUUGGCUCAUGAGAUAAGAGACGCGCUCUGUGAAAUUCUGCAUGAAAGUUCUGGGUCUCAUAGUUGUCUCUUUUUUUAA
Molecule: messenger RNA, 6046 nt
Organism: Rana temporaria (common frog)
Lineage: Eukaryota; Metazoa; Chordata; Amphibia; Anura; Ranidae
Gene: WDR33
Product: WD repeat domain 33
Exons: 23
Coding region: 179-4765 (1528 amino acids)
Cellular component (GO): mRNA cleavage and polyadenylation specificity factor complex
Molecular function (GO): protein binding
Source: RefSeq, a predicted model, not a curated record